UUCACAAUCAACAUUUAUAAAAAAAUAAUAUUGAUAUUGCACCACCUAUUUUCAAUUUCUAUAAAAUAGGGUUUCAAAUGAAAACAAUGUUUUCCCCUCAAAAGCAAAAGGCAUGUAAGAGCUGUAAGCACAGGAAUUUCAAAGCCUAGAAAGAAAAGUUUAUAAAAAAGAACAAGAAUUUUAUAAAAAAACCAAACAUAAAAAGCUGAAACCCUUCCCAUUGUUGAGAGAUCGAUCAAAAAAACAAACCCCCCAAGAAAAACAAAAGCUAUGAUCAAAGGAAGAGAUGGAAACAGAGGACCUUCUUCUUCUUCUGGUUACUCUGCAGAUUUGCUGGUUUGUUUCCCUCCACGAACCCACUUAGCUCUUACUCCUAAGCCCAUUUCCAGCCCAUCUCGUCCCUCCGACUCCACCACCCGCCGUCCUCACCACCGUCGCCAGCACAGCAAACUCUCCGGCCGCGGAGGAGGAGGAGGACAUGGGAGUCCUGUUUUGUGGGCUAAGCAAGCGAGUAGUAAGAACAGGGGCCGUGACGAGAUAGACGAGCCCACUUCGCCUAAAGUCACCUGCGCCGGUCAGAUCAAAGUCCGGCCGAGUAAAUGCGGCGGGAGAGGAAAGAACUGGCGAUCGGUGAUGGAGGAGAUCGAGAGGAUACAGAGGAGUAAACCCCAGAGCAAGUUUUUUGGAGUGAAGAAAGAUGUGAUGGGGUUCUUGACUUGUCUGAGGAAUAUAAGAUUCGAUUUCAGGUGUUUUGGUGAUUUCAGACAUGCUGAUGUCACUAGCGACGACGAAGAUGAUGACGAUGGAGAAGAAGAAGAAGAAGAAGAGGAUGGAGAGGAGGAGGAUCCGAAGAAUGCUUUCUCCAAAUGGUUUAUGGUGUUACAAGAGGAACAGAGUAACAAGGAUAAGGACAACAACAGCAACAACAACAAGUGCGUUCUUGAAAACUCAGACGCAGAACCGGCGGUUCCGCCGCCGAACGCGCUUUUGCUGAUGAGGUGUAGAUCGGCUCCGGCGAAGAGUUGGCUAGAAGAGAGAAUGCAAGCGAAAACAGAGCAAGAAAACAGAGAGAAACAACAAGAAGAGGAAACAGAGGAAGAUAACAGAGAGAGACAACGAGAAGAGGAAACAGAGGAUCAAGAGAUGAUGAGUAUGAAGAACGAUGAGAAGGAUUUGAGAACACUAGUGGAGGAAGAGAAGAUGGACUUAGUGUUGAUGAGAUACGAUACUGAUUAUUACAAACUCUCUUCAGACAUUGCUAAGGAAACUUGGGUUGUCGGAGGAAAUCAAGAUCCUCUGUCUCGGAGUCGAAGCUGGAGAAGCUAAAUAUUUUACCAUAUCUAUCUUUACUCACCAUUAAUCAUCGUAUUAAGCUUUUUUACUAUUAUUGUUUUUGAUUACCUAUUAAUUAAUCUUGAUACUGUUUUAUGGUUUCUUGGGUUGCAAGGAUUCCCAUGUCUUGUAUCUCAAAUGGUUUGUUUUUUUCUUUUCUUUCUUUGUUUCGUGUAUCACGAGUAUUGUGAUGUAACACAAAUAUGUACAUGAUUUUUACUUUUACAAAAUAUGCUUAGUAGAUAAUUUCUUUGUA
Brassica napus (rape) is the source of this 1588-nucleotide messenger RNA. RefSeq lists its product as uncharacterized. The transcript has a single exon. The coding region runs from base 271 to 1326 and encodes 351 amino acids. NCBI's taxonomy places the organism in Eukaryota, Viridiplantae, Streptophyta, Magnoliopsida, Brassicales, Brassicaceae. The record is from RefSeq and is a predicted model, not a curated record.